This is a messenger RNA of Porites lobata, 3585 nucleotides long. NCBI's taxonomy places the organism in Eukaryota, Metazoa, Cnidaria, Anthozoa, Scleractinia, Poritidae. The record is from the annotation of a GenBank genome assembly.
GUAACACGGUUUCUUUCGCCUGCAAUUGGGAAUGACAGCAACUGGGCGCUGUGUUGGCAGACCUCCACUCAUGGCUGGGCUGCCAGUACCUUUCACAACAAAUGCGAUGGGAAACGUCACACGAUUACAAUCAUCAAAAAAGACCAGUACGUGUUCGGAGGAUACACGAAUAUUCCUUGGAGUAAGUAAAACGUCCUUUUUGUCACUGAAAAUGGGAAUAAGGCACUUUGCUUGUAUAGUGCGUUUGUAGUUUGUGGUCUAUAGUCACUUUACUUCUAAUCUAAUGUUACAAAAUAAUUAAUUCCAAAAACUUGCCUUUCCUUUUUGCUGCCUACAGAAGUUUCUACCUGAUUCUUCCCCUCUUUAAGAUGCCCUGAACCAGCAAAAAUCCACUGCUCCUUCUCCGCCUAUUUGUGGCAAUAACCGACAAAUGCGCGAUUGCGUUACAUCACUUGAAUGACGAUAACCUUAUGUCUUUGGCUAAUCUCUACGUCGCAUAAAACUCAGCGAGAAAAAGUUUAGUGUGUGACAAAGAUGAAUGUGAUACACUCACUGACAAUUUUUUUAAACAGGCUGAGAAAGACGGUCCUUCCUAUAAAUUUUUGUUACAGCUUCAUAUAAGUAAAGAAUACUUCGAUUUAUCAACGUUAACUGUUUGGACUAACUAGAGCACGAGUCUUUUUGGUUUUUUGCUAUGUAUUAAUAAAAGUUAAAGUUAAGUUUACGAGACAUUAUUUUUAGUAUUUCUGGCAGCUCAUAGCUCUGAGAUUCGAGGGAAACAAAGUUAACUGUUACCCGAGGGACCAGUCUUUAAGUGAUUUGUUAUAUAGCGCACGAAGAAGAACAUUUUUUCGUGUACGAAUUUAUGAAAAUAAAUCUUGCGAGCGGUCAACAUUCGCGGGUAACAGUGCACUGUUACCCCCUGACGUCAUAGAUUUUACAAUGUUGCCCGCUCAGAGUUUUUGGCGUGAAACAGUUUCAUUGUUAGAUGUCAUGUGACCUCGAAGUAAACAAUGAGAGCUCGCGCUGUUGGUAAAAAAAUUCCAGCUAUAUAACAACAGUCAUAAUUCUCUGCUGAAAUUUUAUAUUAUUUUUUUUUCCAUUGAGCAUCAGUCAUCAAGACAAGGGUGUUAUAUGUUUAAUUCAACAAGAAAGAAAAGCGGUGAGACAAACUGACUCAUCACCACGUUUACUUUUGACUUUAGGGCUUUGUCCUAACAAUUGGAUCCAUCUACAAGGUUCAUGCUACAGAGUCCCGUCAAAGAGUUUGAGCUGGACCGCUGCAAAAUCUGACUGUGAAGCUCAGGGGGCUAAGCUCGCCAUAGUGACAUCACAAGCCGAACAACAAGCACUAGUCUCGAAAAUAUCACAAAAUGUAUGGAUUGGUUUGGGGAGGGACCCCAAUGUCCAUUCACGUUGGUUGUGGGUUGAUGGAUCAAUAGCGUCAUAUACUCACUGGUCUCCUGGAGAACCCAACGACUCUGGAGGUGUUGAGGAUUGCGCACAUAUGUUUCCUCCUGCAGGAAAAUGGAAUGAUCAACCAUGUUCCAGCAGUCUUAAAUACCUUUGUGAAACCAAUGGUAGGCAGCACCACGAUUGUGUGCUUAAUAUUCUACUAAUUAUUAUGGUAUAUCCAGUGUAUGGCUGUAGCUGGGAAGCACCACAAUGUAAAGCUUGAUGAAUUACUCUUACUACGAAUGGUUGACGUGUAUAUAAAUUUUAAAAGAGAAGCCUUUGACAUUUCCCUGGAUUUUAUCCUUGCAUUUAAUUUCAAUCACUGCUUCCCUCCCCCCCCCACCAAAAGAAGGGGGAGGUGAACAUUAUACCUAACAUUAGGGUGAUAGUUGUUUUACUAUUUCCGAAUCAGUUUAAAAACGAGAACAACUUUUGCAAAUAAAAGUUUUCACUUAAGUAAGAUUUUUCUAAACCAAAAUUUAUCACUUUUUUGGUAUUUGUCGGUACAGAUGCCUUAUUUUUCGAUUAAAUAUCGCCUUCAGGAACUGUCGGGAAACGGAACGCGUAUUGACUCCUACCCUAUACAGUGAGUUAUUAGGAAGCUUAAGCAACAAGGACGGCGACGGCUACGAAAACGUCACUUAUAAAGUGAAUUCGCGCUGCUUCAAACUUAUCGCCCUUAUUCCAUCUCGUUGAAUUCGUCAAAUGUUGCCAGAUUUUUCUGGAGUUGAAUGCUAAAAGACUGCAUCGAACUUCAGGAAAAGAAAGAGAAAGUCGUUGUCUUGUGUUCAAGUACUCCACAAAACGAGAAAUUAGGCACUUUCAUGUUGUAGUCGUACAGUUACCUCAAACAAAUGUACAAAAAGCGUUAUGCACUUGCAAAGCUGUUGUUUUGUUAAUCUAAACCUAUUGCUUUUUUGCUGUUCUUGUUGCCGUCGCCGUCAUCGUUGCUUAAGCUUCCUAAUAGCCAAGAGUACUUUAAGUUACCCAAAAAUUGCUAUUCACUCAUUUGUUAAGGGGACUAUGUCACGUUAUUUGCUAUGUUUUUGUUUUUGUUUGUUUUUGUUUUGUUUUGAAUUGGAAAAUUAGUACAUGUAAUUUCAUUGUGUUAUUUGAGACUAACUUUAGGCAUUGCAACUGUUCCUUGUGGUCUGUUCAGUGCAAUUAUCGAUGACAACGAUAGACAUCAGAUUGAAACUUGGAAAAGUCCUGCCAACUUUUAAUGUUAUGACUACAAAAAUCCCACCAAAUUUAUUAUUGGUUAGUGCUCCCUGAUGAAAUUUGUUUGAUAUCUUCUUCGUAACUCGAAAGGACUAUUUUGUGUAAUGAGUAAACGCACAAUUCAAUUCUUGACUCAGAUUGACCUAAAACAGCAAUAUCCCUGUGACGUAUCCCCUUCAUUUAUAAAAAACUGAAUCAUUAGUAGUGCAAUUCAAAGUGGACAGACUGCAAAUUAUAGUAGUUGCUAAAAAACAUAUAUCUUCGUGUCGCUACGUGACCUUUGCUUAGCGAUCAUGGUAUUUAAGCCAAUAAUUAUACCAUGCUCUCCAAAUACGGUAACUGUACGCGACUGUACGCGACUGUACGCGUCUGCUCAAAAUUAAAAAAAAAACAACCUGAAAAUCGGUUGUUUUUACCAAAAAAGUCGGAAAGAAUUCUCGAUAUUUUGUGGGCGUUUUUAAUAAAACAAUUAUUUCACUCGCGUUUGUUGGAUAUGAGAUGAUUAUAGCCAACUCGAUAUUCAACGCGCUCUCGUGGAAUAAUUGUUAAAUUUUCUAUAGGGGGGUACGUCACGUUUCCUUUUGUUAUUGCUUUUCAGCGUUCGUGGAUGGAUACGGUUCGACUUCCAAGUCGUUUAUCUUCUCUCUCUUGGAUAAAGAAGGGCUUGCACCAUUUAAAAGCAUGGUGACGAAUACAUCUUUUGCAAUUUACCGUGAGCCAGGUUACGGUCCGACAUUUGGUGGGGGGCAUGACAUAUACAUCGCUGAUAAUGCCAAUCAGAAUGCUAACUCCUACACUAAUUUUGGCAGCUCUUACUCUCUUCCAAAUGAAGUUGCAGACCGUUAUACAAUCCUGGCUGGAGCCCGUUACUUCUCACCUGACGAAGUUGAGGUAUUUUACCUCACUUGA